Caenorhabditis briggsae is the source of this 564-nucleotide messenger RNA. Bases 1 to 564 code for a protein of 187 amino acids. The transcript has 2 exons. Lineage: Eukaryota; Metazoa; Nematoda; Chromadorea; Rhabditida; Rhabditidae. The record is from RefSeq and is a predicted model, not a curated record.
AUGCCAGUUUUUGCUGUUCCAGUUGGGCGAGCUCCACGAAAGAGAUGUUACUCCGAUGCUGCCAAUGAACCGUCUACUAAACAGAAAAUGUCUGUAGAAUCAGCGCCAUGCUUGGAAAACAAGCCAGGCAGUGUAAUUCCACCGAUCACUUCUAUACCUGACGAACAGCCACCGCGACUCCUUCUUUCAAAAAAAGAGGUCUAUGAUCUGGCUGGAAAAGUUCGCACACUGACCAAGUUGAUGAAGCAUCCAAGAGCCGCUAUUCCGGAGCACAAAAACAAGAUGGUGGAGCUUCAUAACUAUCUCCAAGCUGUAGUCGCUGCCAAAUGGACCAUCGCCACUACCGAAACCAUCUGCAAUCACAAAUACGUCUGCGACAACAUCCAGAAAUCCGAAGAAGUCGUUAUCCGUUGCGUGGUUCUGGGCGAGGAUUACACUACUGUGACUAAGGAAGUCUACUGGGAGCAAUACAACGUAAUACAAUCAUAUCACACGCGGUACAUGUUUUUCUACAAAUAUUAUUACUUCUUCUUUUUGUACUGCAUCAGUUAUUCCAUGUUUUAG